AAUGGAUAUGUACUAUAUGUCAAUAUUGCUUUUUGAUUCCUUUAUUAUUAUUAUUAUUUGGAACUUAUUCCUAUAUAAAAAAUGGAGGAAAAAAAAAGAAGAAAAAAGAAAAAGAAAAAAUGAAGAAAAGAAUAAAAAAAGAAAAAGAAGCCAACCGACCUACUGAGACGACAGACACUGGUCUUAUCUUUUGGGCUUAAAAUACACCGCCCUUCAAGUAUUAUGAACUCGUAAUUUCGCGUCUUCUCUUGCGAGCUCCUACAAUGGCUACUUCACUCCUCCACUCGCCCUCUUUCAACAACUUCAGGACUGGUCAAGUUUGUCUGCACAUGCACUCAAGCCAGUUGCAGAAGAGCAUUGCGUCUUCCUGUUUUUAUCUCCGAAAUAGAAAAUGCAACAUGAAGCUUUACAUGGUACCUAUUACAUCCAAUUCCCGCCACUGUGUCUUGAGAGCUACAUCUGGCUCAUUAGAAGUACAUGGCACCCAGGAACAAACUCAAGUUUCUUCUGGUGUUCUGGAUCGAGACAACUCUCAGAGCUUUAGCAGGUCUGAGGAGUUGCAUGGCAUCUCAACGCUCCCCUUGGAUGAUAUGAAUGAUUUUGAAAGACAGCUGGAGGAGUUAUUUGAAGAAAUCAAAACUAUGAUUAGGAUGGGGAACAAAAAUGAGGCAUUAGAUCUACUUAAAGCAAAUUAUGAAGGUGUGAAAGAACAGAUGGAUGCAGGUUCUAGGGGCAUAGAAGAGGCUGCUAUUCUUGACACCAUAGCCUUGGGGUACAUGGCCAUUGGGGACUUCAAGAUGGUUGGAUCCUUGUUGGACAUGCUGAAUGAGGUUGUUGAUGGUUUAAAAGGUGAUGAACCUCUUCUGGAUUCAAUACUUACACAUAUGGGAAGUAUGUAUUCAACCUUGGGGAAAUCUGAGAAAUCCAUGCUUGCGUACAUGAGAGUUCUUGAAAUUCUAGAGAGAGUAUAUGGGAGUGAUAGUACUUUUCUCGUCACUCCAUUACUAGGCAUGGCAAAAGUACUUGGUUCUGUAGGAAAGGCCACAAAAGCAAUAGAAUCAUAUCACCGUGCAAUUGCUAUAUUGGAAUUGAGUAAAGGUGCAGAAAGCGAGGAUUUGGUAGUACCUUUAUUUGGCCUUGGCAAUCUUUUAAUCAAGGAAGGAAGAGCUUCUGAUGCCAAAAAUCAUAUUGUUAGAAUUUUGAACAUAUAUAAAAAGUUAUAUGGGGAGAAUGAUGGAAGAGUUGGAAUAGCUAUGUGCUCCCUAGCCAAUGUGAAGUGUGCAGAAGGGAAUGCGGAUGAAGCCAUAAAUUUAUACAGGAGUGCGCUUCAGGUUUUCAAGGAUUCAGGUUUUAUGGAGUUAGAUGACAACGUAAUGGAGAAAACAAGGAUAGAUUUGGCAGAAUUACUUCAUGCAGUAGGAAGAGGAGAAGAAGGCCGUGAGCUUCUUAGGGAAUGCUUGUUGAUUACUGAGAAAUAUAAAGGAAAAGAACAUCCCAGCUCAGUUGCUCAUCUUAUAAAUCUUGCAACCUCCUAUUCACGCUCCAAGGAUUUUGUGGAGGCUGAACGCCUGCUGCGGACAAGUUUACAGAUCAUGAUGAGGACUGUUGGUCCUGAUGAUCAGUCCAUCACCUUCCCUAUGUUACAUCUUGCAGUUAUUCUCUACAAAUUAAAGCAGGAUGAAGAAGCUGAGCAACUUGCCCUGGAGGUUUUGCGCAUCCGUGAGAAUGCAUUUGGCAAAGAAUCUCUUCCAGUUGGGGAGGCCCUUGACUGUUUGGUGUCCAUUCAGACUAGAUUAGGGAAAGAUGACCAGGAAUUACUGAAGCUGCUUCAGAGGGUUUUGAGAAUUCAAGAGAGAGAGUUGGGCAAUGAGAGUUUGGAGGUUACAGAAACCCUAAAAAAGAUUGUGUUCUACUUGGAUAAACUGGGGUUGAAGGAUGAGAAAUUUCCUCUACAAAGAAGAUUGUCUCAGCUUAGAAACAGAUACAAACAAACGGUUCAGUAUUAGUAACACUAUACACAAACAAAUGCCCUUGUACUCCGCACAGUGGUAGAAUUUGGAAUCUGCCUAAUUUAUUUAUUUAUUUUUUUCUGAGAGAAUGAAGGCAACAUGUGCUAUUCCUGAGGUGCUUUGGCCUUGCCCUUGCUCAUGGUUACAUUUCCAGUUCCCAUGUUUUUUCUCCCUUCAUGGCUGGGAUUUCUCCCUACGGGGCAGUAUUUGUUGCUAUGCUCGGCUGUUAUCGGUUUUGUGUGGCUUCAUGGUGCCAAGCUUGCUGGCUCUGGCUGUUUUGCGUCUCUACGGUGGUAGAUUUUAGCUGGUUUUGGCUUCUUUUAUUUUGUUGCCUUUCUGGCUUCUUGGCCUUUGUUAAAUGUAUGGCCUUUGGGGUUUCAUUCCCCUUGUAAAUUUGUAUAUUAUGUUGUUUUAUACAUUAUUUAUUUACCUAAAUAGAAACAUUAUAUCCUUCUA
This is a messenger RNA of Cornus florida, 2465 nucleotides long. RefSeq lists its product as uncharacterized. Gene Ontology annotation, molecular function: protein binding. Lineage: Eukaryota; Viridiplantae; Streptophyta; Magnoliopsida; Cornales; Cornaceae. Gene Ontology annotation, biological process: chloroplast organization. Gene Ontology annotation, cellular component: chloroplast. The coding region runs from base 264 to 2006 and encodes 580 amino acids. The record is from RefSeq and is a predicted model, not a curated record. The transcript is spliced from 9 exons.